This is a messenger RNA of Rotaria sp. Silwood2, 390 nucleotides long. NCBI's taxonomy places the organism in Eukaryota, Metazoa, Rotifera, Eurotatoria, Philodinida, Philodinidae. The record is from the annotation of a GenBank genome assembly.
AUGAUUAGAAGGCUUCGUGGUGGAAAUAAAAACAUUGAAAAUAUACCAAUUCAGAACAAAAAUGGUGAUCUUCUUACGAACUCUACUGAUAGAUUGUUUCGGUGGCGAGAAUAUCUCCGUGAAAUUUUGAGCGUCCAUAUUAUUGUUGAUGGAUCGAUUAUUCAACAAAUUGACGUACCAUCGAUUCCAAAAACAGAACAAGAUCGGCAAGAUAAAUCGCCGCCACUUGUCGAGGUCAAAGAAGCCAUGAAACAAAUGAAAAGUAGAAAGGCACCAGGAAACGAUGAUACAACAGCAGAUCUUUUGAAAGCUGGAUGUCUGCCAAUAGUUACAUGGCUCCAUAAUAUAUUUGUUGAUGUCUGGAAAAAUGAAGAAAUGAUAGAAGAUUGA